CUGGACUUUUAUGAUGGUCGAUCCGCGAAUCCUGGACUACCAACGAUGUCGCUACUACAACUUGCUAUGGAGCUGCAAACAGAAGGCCAUAGAAGUUUUCAAGCAGGGCGCACAGACGCGUCUCACCAAAGGCCGUCUCGAUGGUAUAGUACUAGUACCUCCAGAAGAUUGGUACCUACAUUCUGGGAGCGAUUCGAACGAAGGGAGCGAUAGCGCUUCGAAUACAUCGACCAAUUCCCUGUCUGAAGAUGUAGCAAGUGCAGAUUGCGGAGAUAGGAUAGUAGUGUUCCUAGGAUUAGUCAAGGCAGCCGACGGCCAAUUUUCGGAGAAGGGCGAUUCGGGGGCGUUGGUUUUUGCCCAAGACAGCCACAACACGACCGUACCCUUAGGGGUACACUUGGGAAAGUCUACGUUGUGGAAUGCUGCCCUUUUCCUGUCUUUGGAAGCAUUCGCAGCAGUUGGAGAGAAGCCCGAGCACCAGUGGGAUUUGACCUUUCUUUGAAAAGCUCCUUGGUAGUGAAGUAGGAAGGGAUACGUGUCUUUGCAUUCUAUGUUUUAUCAACAAUCACAGUUACUUUGUGUUCAAAAUUUGAGAUUACUUUCUUUGUCCUCCGAAUAACUUAUAGCUUGUGUUCCCACUCAUUUUCUCUUGUUUCUCGCGUUGUGUUGAGGGUCAUGGUAAUUUCUACCCUUAUUCCUCUUCAUUCUAUGCAUAUUCGAUCUGGUUCUUGUACACCUCCCUGCUUUCACAGACUCAUCUUUCCGCUUACCAUAUUCUGCUUUCGAUGAUGUAUCUUUCUUCGCGUUCGACCAACAAACCAGGGCUCGUCAGUCAGUGGGGACACAUCCUUAAUAUUAUUGUAAGGCUUA
This is a messenger RNA of Dothidotthia symphoricarpi CBS 119687, 870 nucleotides long. RefSeq lists its product as uncharacterized. Lineage: Eukaryota; Fungi; Ascomycota; Dothideomycetes; Pleosporales; Dothidotthiaceae. The transcript has a single exon. The coding region runs from base 11 to 502 and encodes 163 amino acids. The record is from RefSeq and is a predicted model, not a curated record.